Messenger RNA from Kalmanozyma brasiliensis GHG001, 1806 nucleotides. RefSeq names its product Autophagy-related protein 22-like protein. The record is from RefSeq and is a predicted model, not a curated record. The transcript has a single exon. The coding region runs from base 1 to 1806 and encodes 601 amino acids. NCBI's taxonomy places the organism in Eukaryota, Fungi, Basidiomycota, Ustilaginomycetes, Ustilaginales.
AUGGCGGACACUGUUAAGCCUGCGCCCGAGCCGCACGCUCCCUCUUUGCACGAGCGAGAUCAAAUUUCACUCGAACACGAGUCCGACGCGAUCAGCGAAGUCAGCACCAACAAGAACUUUGCGACCGCCCUCCUUACCAACAGCUCAGAUGCUACCGCCACCCAUGCUCGAUACAUCACUGGUCGCAAAGAGCUCUGGACCUACUACCUCUACUACGUCGGCCAGUGUGGUCUCAGUCUGUUCAACUUUGCUCCGACGCAGUUUCAGAACCUCUUGUCGCAGGAGGCGACUAACCUUGGUGCCGGAACCUGUGGCGGCGAUGACCAGCCAGAGUGCCGCCUGCUUUUCGCAGGCAAGGAGCGAACGAUCGAAAGCAUUGUGUUGCUGAGCAACGGCAUUUCGUUCGCCAUCCAGGCCGCACUUUUCAUCGCCAUCGGUAGCACGGCGGACUAUGGCAAGAACAGGCCCCUCAUCCUGAUCGUUUCGACCGCGCUUUCCAUCGGUCUCAGUCUCGGCUGGCUUGGUGUCACGACACCGGAAAAGUGGCAGGUCGCAACGGGCAUGUACAUGGUUGGUCUCAUUGCGUAUCAGCUCUGUCAGACCUACUGGACGGCUGCCUUCCCGGGCCUUGCCAGAGACCUGCCGCACAUGCGCGAAGCUCGCCAGAGGCUUAUCGAGGACUCGAACAUCGCUGCGACAACCGAGACCAAGGACGUCGAUGACAAAGCGACCACUCCAGCCGUCGAAAACAUCACCGAGUCUGUUUCUGGUACGAACGACGAGGGUCGCAUGACAGCGGACAAGUACAGCCUGCUCGAGACCAUGGCCAUCAAUCGCAUCUCCAACAUCGCCUUUACCGUCUGCUCCGUCGGCGAGCUCGUGGUUCUUGCCGUCAUCCAGGGCAUGCUCUACGGCAUUCACGCUGAUCGUGACACGCAGUCCAACACCACGGCUCUCUCCGCUAUCGUUGCCUUCGGCGGUGGAGUGCAGAUCCUCUGCUCGAUCCCGUACUUCCUCGCCAUGCGCUGGCGGCCUGGCCAGCCCCUCCCGCCGGGCACCAACUACCUCACUGCUGCCGUCAAACAGGCUUUUCUCGCAGCAAAGCAUCUGCGACAUCUGCGUCAGACGCUCAUCUACCUCAUCUUUUAUUUCCUCUUCUCAGACGCGCUCAACACCACCGUCACCGUCAUCUCGACCCUUCAAUAUGCAACGACCUCGUACUCGGCCACGACGUCCAACAUCCUCCUCAUCGUCGGCAUUGCAGCCCAGGCAGUCGGCAUCUACACCUUCUGGCUGAUCCAAAAACGAUUCCAGCUCUCCACCUUUACAAUGUUCUGCGCCGUCAUCUUCUUCACCCUGCUCCUCCAGGUAUGGGGUUUCAUCGGCAUCUUCACUCAACGCUUCGGGUUCCACAACGAAUGGGAGUUCUAUGUUUAUCAGGCAUACUACGGCCUAGUGGUGUGCCCGUGGUAUGCUUACGGGCAGACGAUGAUCGCAGAGGUGACGCCGAAGGGUACAGAGUUCCUCUUCUUCAGCCUCUUCUCGAUUGUGGGCAAGGGCUCGUCCUUCAUCGCCCCGUUCAUCACACAGGCCAUCGCGGACGACACUGGAAACGCCAGCACGCCGUUCUACUUCUUGCUCGCACUCAGCGCGGCAAGUUGCGUCUUACUCUGGCCACUCGAUCUCAAGAAGAGCAAGAUUGAACAGGCUCUCUUCAUCCAGCGCGAGGCGGAGGAAAAAGGUCUCGCCAAAAGCGACAUUGUUACACCGCAAACUGUCGCUCAAGUGUCAAGUCACAACGCUUAG